Messenger RNA from Lasiosphaeria miniovina, 924 nucleotides. Its product is annotated as Spherulation-specific family 4-domain-containing protein. The transcript has a single exon. NCBI's taxonomy places the organism in Eukaryota, Fungi, Ascomycota, Sordariomycetes, Sordariales, Lasiosphaeriaceae. Bases 1 to 924 code for a protein of 307 amino acids. The record is from RefSeq and is a predicted model, not a curated record.
AUGAAGUGGCUUCUCACCGCCGCCCUGGCUGUUUCCUCCGCAGCGGCCACGGACCUCAUCGUCCCCCUAUACCAGUACCCCCUCGACAACGGCGCAGUCUGGCAGCCCAUCUACGACGCCCUGACGAGCAACCAAAACCUGAUCACCAAGAUCAUCGUCAACCCCGACAGCGGACCGGGCGGUCCGGCCAACGGAAUCAACGACGGCUGGUACAAGACCGGAGCCCAGAACCUCGCGUCCCACGCCAACGCGCAACUGUUCGGCUACGUGCACACGUCCAUCGACGGCGGCCUGACGCGCUGCAGCGCACCCUACGAGACCGUCGUGGCUAACAUCACGCGGUGGUCGGACUGGGUGGCGGCCGGGGUCGCCAUCCAAGGCAUCUUCAUCGACGAGGCGCCGGCGAGCACGGCCAACGACUGCGUGGCGUACAUGCGCAACCUGACCGAGUUCAUCCGCACCGACACCAGCCUGCGCUUCCCGGGCCGCCUCGUCAUCUACAACCCCGGCGGCACCGGCGACCUGCGGCCCUUCUACGACCUCAAGCCCACCCUCAUCCUCGCGCUCGAGACGUGCUUCGUCGCCGCGUCCACCGACCCCAACUACGACGGCUGCUCUGGGACUUACGAGCGCUACGACCACGCCGGCUUCGGCUCCUCCAUCGACACCGUGCUGCUGCCGAGCAUUGGUGCCGCCAACGCCCCCGCCACUGCCGUUGUUGUCCACGGCUUCCACGGCUCGAACGGUGACCCUGCGAAUCUUGUUGCCGACGCCAACACGCUCGCCGGCGUGAUCCAGGCGGCCGUGGCGCGCAAUAUCGGCGCCGUCUUUUUCAACACAGCGUGGUACCAGAAGUUCUCGGAUGCGCCGGCGACGAUUGGUGCCGUGGCGAGCUUGUUGAGAGCUGCGAAUGCGGCAGCUUGA